Molecule: messenger RNA, 1269 nt
Organism: Candidozyma haemuli
Lineage: Eukaryota; Fungi; Ascomycota; Pichiomycetes; Serinales; Metschnikowiaceae
Gene: CMK1
Product: protein kinase
Exons: 1
Coding region: 1-1269 (422 amino acids)
Biological process (GO): protein phosphorylation; cellular response to oxidative stress
Molecular function (GO): calcium/calmodulin-dependent protein kinase activity; ATP binding; calmodulin binding
Source: RefSeq, a predicted model, not a curated record
AUGAGUAAGGAACCUUCAGUGUGGCCCCCAAACCAGUCGCCCAAAAUCACAAAGACGUCUCUGGAAGACUGCCACCAAGCUUGUCCAUAUUUGCUUUCGAAGCAUGUCUUAGGCGCUGGUUCCUUCUCCCAUGUGUUCGAGUGCAAGAACAAAAAUACCGGAUCCCAUUAUGCUGCAAAACAGUAUACAAAAAAGCUCGUCUAUGGCAUGGAAUCACUGCUACAAUCCGAGUUUCAGAUCCUAAAACAGGUCUCUUUUGGCCACAAGAACAUACUUUCGCUUGUUGAUUAUUUCGAGACGGAAGACCAUUUCUACUUGGUGACAGAUUUAGCACUUGGGAAUGACCUCUUCGAAAGGAUCACGACUUCUUCUGAAGGAAAAUUAUCUUCAUGCGAAACAAGAGAUAUUUUGGGCCCGCUACUAUCAGCAUUAGCAUACUUGCAUUCAAAUCAAAUUAUCCAUAGGGACAUCAAAGCCGAAAAUGUAUUGUUCACGUCACGUUCCUCGAAGCCUCUGCUGUUACUCCUUGCGGAUUUUGGACUUGCCCUUCUUGUUAAAGAUGGUGAGCACUCUCACCUGCAACAGGGCGGAACAUUAAGUUACAUGGCUCCAGAAUGCCUUACGGGAAACUCUUACAGUUUCCCUAUUGAUAUGUGGGCGGUUGGGGUCCUUACAUACUUUAUGCUCUGUGGGUACAUGCCAUUUGAUUGCGAUACAGAUAAAGAAACAACCCAGCUAAUUAAAAAUGGUGAUUUCAUAUUCGAACCGGCCGAAUACUGGACAGAUGUACCGGACUCAGCAAAGGAUUUCAUCAGUCAAUGUUUCAAAGUAAAUCCAGAAGACCGCAUAACAGCUGCCCAAGCCUUAUCGCAUCUGUUCGUGCUUAACACUCCAUUGAAAAGAUCUCCUUCCAGUAUCUCAAUGUCGCAGCUUCAAGCAGCAGUAUGGAAGCUACACAGCCUUCAAUCUCUUUCUUCGUCGACAAGAAUAGCGCAUCUACUGAGCGGCGCAAGUGGGUAUUCGUCAUUCCUGUCAAGGCUUUCGUUAGACGAGUCUUGCGGAUCUUCAGUUGCAUCUACUAACAUUCACCGUCUUUUGGGAGACAGAUGCUAUUCUCCUGAUACAAUAUCACAUUUCUGUACUCCCCUCAUGUCUAGUCAGGUUUCUCCUGUUCUGUCGCAAACAAAUCUCCAUAAACCUUCCAAGGUUGAGAUCUCUCGUUUAUCGGCUGCGUCCCCGGAACUGGAAAAGGUAAGUUUCAUCAUAUAG